UGAAUAUAUUGCGCCUCGCUUUCUUAUCCCACUUAUAAAAUCAUUUCUUUCCUGUAUUAUAGUGUUUUUUGUUGUUCCAAUAUUACUAUUAUUAUUAUUAAGUAAUUUUUCCCUCUCUACUAGUGUUAGUGUAUGUAUGGCUGGUUUGGACUUAACCUCACCUUCCCACUUCGCCUCUCCUCUCCUCCGCCCCAACCUCCACCUCCACCGCCCCCUCGAUUCCGACGAUGACUCCACCCCCAACAACCACUUCUCCCCCGACACCACCACCACCAACAACAAUUCCUCUGGGGAGGCGGUCGCGCGUCGCCAGCGCGGCCGCCCCGCGGGGUCGAAAAACAAGCCGAAGCCGCCCGUGAUAAUCACGCGCGAGAGCGCCAACACGCUCCGAGCCCACAUCCUGGAGGUGGCCUCUGGCUGCGACGUCUUCGAGGCCGUCGCCGCCUACUCCGCCCGGCGCCAGCGCGGGAUCUGCAUCCUCAGCGGCACCGGCACCGUCACCAACGUCAGCCUCCGCCAGCCCGCCGCCGCCGCCGGGACCACCGUCGCCACCCUCCACGGCUGCUUCGAGAUCUUAUCCCUCUCCGGCUCCUUCCUGCCGCCGCCGGCGCCCCCGGGAGCCACCAGCCUCACCAUAUACCUCGCCGGCGGGCAGGGCCAGGUGGUCGGCGGGAAUGUCGUCGGAGCGCUCAUCGCGUCCGGGCCGGUCAUCAUCAUCGCGGCGUCGUUCACCAACGUGGCGUACGAGCGGCUGCCGCUGGUGGACGAGGAGGAGGGGAUUCAGAUGCCGCCGGCGUCCACCCAGUUCCCUGAUCUGCCUUUCUUUAAUGGGCAGCAGCUCCCCAUUGACGGUGCAUGGGCCGGGAACUCCGCCGGCUGGCCGCAGCCGUAUUAGGGUUUAUAAGGUCAGAUGUCAUCAUCUAUGUACACAAAUUUGUUCUUCAUUUUCCCUUCAAUUAAUUUAGGUCUUGUUUUCUUCAUAAGUGAUUUCAGAACAAAAAAUUGAGUUGAGAAAUAAGUUUUGGGAUAUACACACUUUGAGACCAUAUUAAUUUUCUA
Salvia splendens (bonfire salvia) is the source of this 1059-nucleotide messenger RNA. RefSeq names its product AT-hook motif nuclear-localized protein 23. Gene Ontology annotation, cellular component: nucleus. The transcript has a single exon. Gene Ontology annotation, molecular function: minor groove of adenine-thymine-rich DNA binding; DNA-binding transcription factor activity. Lineage: Eukaryota; Viridiplantae; Streptophyta; Magnoliopsida; Lamiales; Lamiaceae. Bases 137 to 895 code for a protein of 252 amino acids. The record is from RefSeq and is a predicted model, not a curated record.